CAUCAGUGCAGACCAUUUUAUCGUUUCGGACAGUUUAUUUCGUCAAUAAGGAGCGAAAAACUUUUUUUUUCUACAUCACUUAAACAUCAUCCCUCCGUCUCAGAGUCGCGAAGAAAAGACGUGUAGUUAAGUUUGGUCCCUGAAUUUUCAAUCUUUAACCACCACAAACUCCGCAUUUUCCAUCUGCAGUCCAGUAAAAAAGUGGACUUUUUUUUCUCUCUCGAGAAAAGUGACUAAGAGGGAGUCUGUGUGGUCUAGGAAUGAGUUUUGUGUUCCAUUUAGAUGUGAUUUUUGGUUGAAUUUGCAAAUUUUCAAAGCAGGAAAAUAUAUAAUUUGUGGGCCAAGAGGCGACUUUUUCAGUGGAGACGGAUUUUUUUUUCUCUUCUUCCUCGAGCAUCGUACAAAAGUUGCAGGAGUGUAUACUCCAAUAUACUUUUCUUCGCCAACUGAAAUAAUUGUGUGUGUGUUAGUGUGUGUCGAAGCAGGAAUUCAUGGGGAUAGUUAAGUUUUAAAUAAAUUGCUGCUGCUGAAAAGAAUAUAGGAGUAGGAGCUAAAACAGUGACUCAGGAAAUGACAAUACCAACAAUUCCCGGCCAAACCUAAAGACAUCGAAUUAAGGAGGAAAAGAAGCAGGAAUCAACUUAUAAUCUACAUCUGCAAUGUCAAGGCGAACUGUGAUCAACAAUUCUGGUUUAUUGGAUAGUUAUCAGCCCUGGCGCACAGGGGACUUGUGGAAGGGUGCUAAAGAAUUCACGUGGUGAGUACAGGAGGAUUCAGCGUGAAGGGUGUCCUCGUGGUGUUUGGUGAUCGUGGAAGUGGAGGACACGGCUGUCCCGGAGCUUGGCGGGAACCGAGGCAUGUUUAUUCCAGACUCGCUGAGGAGCUGCAUGAUCGAAACGGACGUCACAUCUUACCUGCAGACACCAUCCUCAGGACAGGAUGAAUUUCAUCCCUUUAUUGAGGCCCUCCUGCCAUUUGUUAAGUCAUUUUCAUACACAUGGUUCAACUUGCAAGCGGCGAAAAGGAAGUACUACAAAAAGCAUGAGAAGAAAAUGUCCCUGGAAGAGGAGAGACACUGCAAAGAUGAACUGCAAAAUGAAAAGGCUGAGGUAAAGCAAAAAUGGGCCUCGCGACUGCUGGGUAAGCUACGAAAAGACAUCACGCAGGAGUGUCGUGAGGAUUUUGUACAGAGCAUAACGGGGAAGAGGCAAUCGAUAUGUGUGCUGUCGAAUCCGGACCAAAAAGGCAAGAUGCGUCGCAUUGACUGUCUACGUCAGGCAGAUAAGGUGUGGCGUCUGGACCUUGUGAUGGUAAUCCUAUUCAAAGCCAUCCCACUUGAGAGCACAGAUGGGGAGCGCCUGGAGAAAAAUCCUGAAUGUACUAAACCUGGCCUAUGUGUCAAUCCCUACCACAUUAAUGUCUCUGUGCGCGAACUGGACCUCUAUUUAGCCAAUUUCAUUAAUAGUCACGGUGAGUGGAGGUCCUGGUCGGAGGACCGAGAUCCCACUGAUGGUGUCUUUCCUUCCGCAGAAGCACUAAGUCCACCGAUUUACAACAACAAUAAAAAGGAUGACGAAGGCAAGCGCAAAGAGUCUCCAUCGACGGGUUAUACUCAUAAUCCGUACAAUGGUGUUGUCUGCAAUGACAUCAUACUGGCGACAGGUGUCUUCUCAUCGCGAGAGCUAUGGAAAUUGUCCAAAGGCUCAAUUCUCGAUGAGGGCGGAGAUGGAUCCGGUGGAAUCCAGAGCAAUGCCAACACCAUCAAAAUGGAGAAUUCAGCUCCUUACUAUUGCAAUAGCUACUCUCUGUCCACAGCACCUCCUAGUCUUGUGUCAGAUCGAAGUCAAGGAUCUUCCAUGGUCGUCUCGAGUGGAUACAUUGAUUUAGUGGAUCCUCGAGCUAUGCACCUGUCAAAUUCACCCCUGCUUCGAGGUCAGGGGAAAAAUGACACGUGUUCAUCUCCUCCAGAUGCAUCCAAUAGUUUUCCCGUGAUCCUUCGAUCAGGCGAACAAUUGGGUGCUACAACUGGUAAUGCGUUGCACAAUUCCCUGCCUUUACAACGCUACUCGGCCCAUCCUAGGCUCGUGGCAGUUGGUCAGGCCAGACCUGAUGACGUGAUGAUGACGCAUGGGGCAAUGGGUUCCGUUCCAGCUACCUCAGCGCCAACUGCAUUCUACCAACACAGUCCUGGCGAUGGUUCUGAGGUAGCCCAUGCGGAGCACCAUCAACAACCACCUGAGGGUCAUUCACACAGCAAGUAUCCAGAGAAUGGGCACGACACAUUGUCAGACUUUGUGACAUUUGUGUGCCAAGAGGCUGAAAACUCACCGCAGAAUGUCCAAGUGCAGCAGGUUCUAUCACGCAGUCCCAAGCCGCAGUAUUCGCAGUACAGUUCAAUGCUGCCACCACCACCUCUGCCUCCUAUGGCCAGGCCUGUUGCCAUUAUUCGGUCAACAGGUGACCUUACGAUGAUAACCUCACCACCUUCCUCCAUUACACCGCCUGCAGCAGCUGCCCUAUCAUCACCUCAUCAGGAACCUGAAGCUGGUUGUGCGUCUGCAGCUGAAAUUGGUUCUUCGCCACCUCUCAGUCCACAACUCGAAGCUUCGACUAGGAAGUCUUUGACGCGAAUUUCAAGUCCCUAUUCACUGGGCAGGGAGUACGCAUUCAAUCACUUCCAUAGUCAACCAGCACAGCUUUUUAGUUAUACGGGAGGAGGACAGUCUGUUGCUUCGUCCACUAUGUCAGGAGUCAUAAGUCCCACCAACUUAAGCCUGUACUCCUCACCUGUUACCACACCGCGCACCACCUCACGAUCAAGGUGGAAUGCACCUUUUCUUCUGGAGGAAGAUUUUGGUAUGAUCACUCACCCAGUAUCCAACAAUACGCCAGAAGCCAACACAGUCAUCCUCAUGGAAGAAGAUCGCUUUUUCCAACAGAGUACGACAGCUGUUGACGUGAUUGACAAUACGGGUCACGGGAUAAUAAGCCGUGAUCAUGGUGUUACGUCAAUUAAUACAGGGGUAGAUGGAAAUGUGUCAAAAACGGACAAUGUUCUCAUUUCACCAAAAUCUGAGAUCUUGUAGUGUUAUUUGUUGCGGCAUGAGAGAUUUUUCGGUCAAGGAAAAGCCUAAGGUAAUGUGCCUUAGUUCAGAAACACACACACACAGUCAUUAAAAAUGAAUUAAAAAAAAACUUGUGAAAUUUUACUAAUAUGUAAUCCAAUUGCAUCUUUUUACAAUUAGCAAUAUGAGAGACUUUCUUCCAUAUUAUGUAAAAAAAAAUAUCUAAGGCUUUGAAGAAGUUUUGAGGCGAAAUUGAAGUAGAAAGAUUCUUAACUGAAAGUGUAAAUUUUGGUCAAUUUACACUUAUGAUAUUUUGGACAUGAAACUUACAAUUUUGGUCAACAAUUGUAAGUUGCAUUGUUCAAGAUUCAGAGGGAUUCUUUCCUUCAGUUUUGCUCGAAAAUUCUUCAAAGAACCAUACUAAGGAAAAAGAAAACUUUAAAAGAGUUUAUUUGUGAUUCCAAAGAGCAAUUAAAGUUACUCAAAGCGAAAUAACCUGUAGAAAACUAUCAAAAUACUCAAAAAAAAUAUAAUCAAAUUAUCUUCAUUAAGAAUCCUCUUUCAAUUAACAGAAGAAAAAAUAUAGAAAUAAUUUUGUGCUUCCACUUAAAAUGGUCACUUAAUUUUACCCUCUUUUUGUUUUCUCAAAUGUGGUCAAUAGUAAAUAACGGGAAACUCUAGAGCUAACUUAAAAAAAAAAAUUGAAAAAUUUACACGAAUUAAGGAGAAUUUGUAAAAAUUAUGGUGCAAGAAAAUAUAUUUAAAAUUUUAAGAAAAAAAAUAUUAAACAAUAACUGAUUAAUAUAUUUACACAACGUAAAACGAAGAAAAAAAAACCCUAAAAUUUAGAAUUGUUAAAUACAAUAUUAAAAAAAAAAGAGAAAACGGAGAAAGAUUACACUGUAGGCUCAUUAACACUUUAUAAGGUAGACUUUACACAUUUAAUUACUCUUUAUUGAAUUUCUAAAGAAGUUUUAAAAAAAAAGUGGUCAAUAAGUUAGAAUAUUUCGCGUAGAAGAGCGGUAAUAAAACUAAUGGUAGAUUGAGAGAAACAUUAUAAGUUAAAAGAAAAAGAAAACACGAGGAAGAAAACAACGAGAGGAAGCAUUAAUUAAAAAUAUAUAGCCAAAUAUUGCCUUGUAGACUUGGUCAAAUAUUUAUACAUUAAUAUAUUUCAAGAUGAUGAAAAAAAAAUUACAAUAACCAUAUACACAAUACACAAGUUAGAAAUUAUAUUAAAAGAAAAGAAAAAAAAAGAACAGAAAAAA
Messenger RNA from Phlebotomus papatasi, 4333 nucleotides. RefSeq names its product nuclear factor 1 X-type (gene NfI). Gene Ontology annotation, cellular component: nucleus. The transcript is spliced from 9 exons. The record is from RefSeq and is a predicted model, not a curated record. Gene Ontology annotation, molecular function: RNA polymerase II cis-regulatory region sequence-specific DNA binding; DNA-binding transcription factor activity, RNA polymerase II-specific. Gene Ontology annotation, biological process: regulation of transcription by RNA polymerase II. The coding region runs from base 858 to 3086 and encodes 742 amino acids. NCBI's taxonomy places the organism in Eukaryota, Metazoa, Arthropoda, Insecta, Diptera, Psychodidae.